This is a messenger RNA of Lytechinus variegatus (green sea urchin), 2491 nucleotides long. RefSeq lists its product as uncharacterized. Lineage: Eukaryota; Metazoa; Echinodermata; Echinoidea; Temnopleuroida; Toxopneustidae. The transcript has 8 exons. The record is from RefSeq and is a predicted model, not a curated record. The coding region runs from base 1328 to 2491 and encodes 387 amino acids.
ACAAAGAACGGGACUUUCUUAGUACAUGAUGAAAAGGAUUACUAUUUUCUUACGCAUUACGUCUGUAGGCAUCUGUGCAGGUGACUGAGGGUAUAUCAUGUGUACGCCUUUACUUAUAAAAAUCCCCACAAUAAAUGAAAACAAAUGUAAAUAAAUCAAUUAAAGGAAGUAAAUGGAUGACUAAAGUGAAAUAAACAAUAUAUACAUAAAAAAAUAUAUAUUUAAAAUCCGCGAAUACUGCUUUACCACUCUCCUCCAUGUCGUCAUAUCUGGUACCAACCAGUUACAGCGAGAAAGUGACUAGUUAACAUAUGUCACCGCUUGCUACUCCCGCUUUCCUAAAUUGAACUCAUGUAUCGACAUCACUUAUAAUGGCAUUCUGCCCCCAACAUUGCCCAACCUGUACCAAUAAGCAGAACACAUUCGAUCAUAAGAAAUGAAUACCGUAGCUAGUCUAAGCGCUCAUUUAAAUACGGUUAAUCUCCGCAGACGGAUUAUCCAUUGCAAGCGAAAAUCCCGACGCCUGAUUACCGCUUUCCUCAAAAUGAAAUCAUUUAUUGGGGGAAUAAAAAAAAUCUUGGGACGCAUCAAUCCAGACUAAAAAAAACUUCAUGAUAAUAACUGCCUCUUUUAAGGCCUUAAUUUUGAUAUCAGACAAACAAUGUUAUCUCCUGAUCUUCUUCCUAACGACACAUAUUUUACACUCUUUAGAAUAUUCCAUAUAUCUAAUGAUAUUUAAAAUAUCAUGCAAUUUCACUCUUUGAACUUGACACCGUCUCACACUGUACAGUCCUAAAGACUGAUUCAUGUUAUAAUUUAUUUAUCGUGGUAAUCAUGUAUACGCUCGUAUACAGGUAGACUGAACUUCAACUCUCAAUCUGACGGCUGAGUGGAUCUUCUGUACAAAUUAGCAUAUGCAAUACGAUUAAAAAAAAUCCCCAUAUACGGCUCGGAAAUAUCUAUCACGGCGCGUUUGCAUCAGUGGGGAAUACCACGUUGGUCUUGAUUUUGUGAUCAUAAAUGCUAUUUAAAGUUAAAUGGUAUUACUUCUGUGUUAGAAUUUGUUCUUAAAACAUUAUUUGUACUGAUACAUGAAGAGGAAUCAUCGUUUGAUUGCUAGGUAUUCCUUGCCAAGCAAAACUUUGAUAAAGACAACCUAAAAGGAUAUUUCAAUUAGAGUGGAUGUUUGACUUUGAUACCUGCAUACUGGUACGACAUGUACGGAGUCUUUCACUUCUGAUAUGGACUAUAAUAACAGGAGACACGUAGAACUUUAACACUGAAAAUCAGAACUUCUUUUGCUGAAGUGUAGUCUGAUUUAUUCGUCAUGCCUGUGGCUUUAAGCGAGUGGAGAGUGCGAAUCGGAACCUUUAUCCAUAGGAUAAAAGAAUGGGUGGUCAGAGAGAUGAGAGAAGAAUUGCUUAAACAACGUAUUCAGAGGCUAAGAGUUCUUUGGGAACGACUCAAAGCGAAGAAGAAUGAUUCUGAAGGAGGGUCGCAAGAUCACAAGACCAGACAAGCUGAAGGGGAUUCAACCAAUUCUUCGUUGGUAAAUCAACAAGACGACUGCAAUGCCGAACCAUGCACUAAAAAGGGUCAAGAUUCACCACAGCCAUGUUAUGUCGGGAGUGAUACCUUACAUCAUGAACCAUCUGGUCGAACGGUAACAUCUCAGACAGACUCCGCUUCAUUAAGUACACCGACACAUCCAACCUCGGGACUUUGCCUAUCCCGCCCCUUUCCCUCUUCCUUUCUUUCUCCUUCCUUUUAUUUUUGCUUUCCUGUGAUUUUCCUAUUGAUUUCUUCGUUAUUGUUGCCCCUUUCUCCCGGAUUUGGUAUUCCCGUUUCUGUUUCUCUUCCCUUCCUUGUCGUCUUUCUCUUUGUACUUUCACUUUUUCUCUCCCCUCUCCUUCCCUUUUCCCGACGGGAGCGAACUUUUAGAGAGUGUCACACCUGCACAGUCUCUCCCUCAAACUACGGCUCUGGUACGAAUGAAACGGUGGAUGAACAGUUACCUCAGCAGCCUAAUCUACAGGAGUUAAUGCUUGUUACUGCGGGGGAUGUGGAGCUCAACCCAGGUCCUCGUGAAGGUUCGAUUGAUAGUGCUCUUCAAGAAAAGGAACUUGUAUCACUUGCAAAAGAGGUUCCUGGUAACUUCUACGAUACGUUGUGCAUCACACUUGGCUUCGGCUAUACAGAGUGCCGAAACGUUUUGAGUAAACAUCUGUUAGACAUCCCAGGAGCUUUGAUCGAACUCUUCUGCCGAUGGAAAAUCAAGCAGGUAGAUGGCACAGACUGCAGGGCAGUACUUGGAGAGAUUCUGAAAGAGGCCAACAUGGGUUCGCUUCAGACAAAGCUAUUAGAAGGAGGAUAUCAUAAGUCUGAUCUUUCAGGAGGAUAUCAUAAAUCUGAUAGGAAUGACUGUGUCUUCUCUGUAGAUUCGAAAUGCAUCAUUGUCCAAUCGGAGUAUUGGAGUCAAAAGCCUUCAUGA